Messenger RNA from Thlaspi arvense, 1299 nucleotides. The record is from the annotation of a GenBank genome assembly. Lineage: Eukaryota; Viridiplantae; Streptophyta; Magnoliopsida; Brassicales; Brassicaceae.
AUGGAUUUCGAUUUGAACGGAGGAAACAAACGAGUCUUCAAUCGACUCGGCGGGUCGGCUCGUCCGGCGGCGCCAACGGAUACAAGGCAGAAGGUUUGUUACCACUGGCGAGCGGGACGGUGCAACCGGUCUCCUUGCCCUUUCCUACACCGAGAGUUACCGGGUCCGGUUCCGAAUCAGGGUCCGGGUUACACGAACAAAAGGGUCGCCGAGGAAUCCAGUUUCGCCGGUCCGAGUCACCGGAGAGGACCUGGGUUUAACGGGAGCUCUAGUAGUAGCUGGGGGAGAUUCGGUGGGAACAGGACGGUGACGAAGACGGAGAAGCUCUGCAAUUUCUGGGUCGAUGGGAAUUGUACCUACGGUGAUAAGUGUAGAUACUUGCAUUGCUGGAGCAAAGGAGAUAGCUUUGCGCUCUUGACUCAGCUUGAUGGGCAUGAGAAGCUCGUUAGUGGGAUUGCUCUGCCUUCUGGAUCUGAUAAGCUUUACACUGGGAGUAAAGAUGAGACGAUGCGUGUUUGGGAUUGUGCUUCUGGACAGUGUACAAGCGUACUCAAUCUGGGUGGAGAAAUUGGCUGUGUGAUCAGUGAAGGACCGUGGCUAUUGGUUGGCAUGCCAAAUCUUGUAAAGGCGUGGAAUAUGGAAACUAAUGCAGACCAGAGUCUCAAUGGACCUGUUGGCCAAGUGUAUUCUCUUGUUGUGGGUACUGAUCUACUCUUUGCUGGCACACAGGAUGGCUCUAUAUUGGCAUGGAGAUUUAAUGCUGCCACAAACUGCUUUGAACCGGCGGCGUCACUGAAUGGCCACACGCUUGCGGUUGUUACCUUAUACGUUGGGGCGAACCGGCUUUACUCGGGUUCCAUGGAUAAAACUAUAAAAGUUUGGAGCCUGGAUAAUCUUCAGUGUAUACAAACGCUCACUGAUCAUACAUCAGUAGUGAUGUCUCUCAUUUGCUGGGAUCAGUUUCUUUUGUCUUGCUCGUUGGACAACACUGUUAAGAUAUGGGCUGCAAUUGAAGGUGGCAACUUGGAAGUGACAUACACUCACAAAGAAGAACAUGGAGUGUUAGCUCUUUGUGGCGUACAUGAUGCAGAAGCCAAACCGGUUUUGUUAUGCUCUUGCAAUGAUAAUUCCUUGCGUCUCUACGACUUACCAUCAUUCACGGAGAGAGGAAAAAUCUUUGCAAAGCAAGAGAUACGGUCGGUCCAGAUUGGUCCAGGUGGCAUAUUCUUCACGGGCGAUGGAACCGGUCAAGUUAAAGUAUGGAAGUGGUCGACUACGCCAACCGCAGCUACGUCUUGA